AUGGCGUAUCGAUUCAACUGCUUUACCGCCAAUCCAGGUGGGCUCUACCCAGAGGACGUGUUCGGCAUACUUGCCGGGCCCUCUCAAGACAACUCGGGUAAUCGACAACCUGCUGAGCUCGACAAAGGCAACUCGAAUGAUCCGCCUAUUGCACAAUACAAUCCACCUUUUCUCCCAUCUUUUCGCCCAACUGCUUCUCUACCGCCUAUUCCUUCAUUUAUUCUUAGAGACCAGCAAAUCAAGCCAGACGAGUGGGAGAUGAUGGCACGCCGAUUCGCAAUUCCCGGCCAGCCUGUGCGCAGCCCUCCGGCAUAUCACUUUCCUCCUCCGGACGCUCCAUGCUGGAAUCGUAACCCAACACCUGCAGCCCAGCACCAACUUAGCAACAAUACUCGGGGUGGGCAGCAAGAACAUGAGCCGUUCACUUGGACCGUCGGUGGCAGUGGUGAAAAUUGGCAAAUACACCCGGGAUUAGUCGAAUUGCGUAAAAUGGCGCGGCGCGAAGGUCUCUACCCUGGCGAUUGGAUAACUGCUGCGAAGGAGAUCAUGGUACUCCAAAGUCAGGUCAAAGAUGGUAUCAUCCGCGGAGUUCCAGUUGUGCCUGAAAUAAGAGAGCAAACGCUUGACCGGUUACAAAAACUAAGGAGCGCUUCGAGGAAAGAAAUCGCCAACUUCAAUGCCGCGAUCGAUAAGAUUGUGGACGACGCCAAGGCGGCUCACGCUGCUGCCGUGAAGAAAGGCAAAAGUACAGCUGCGUAUCCAACCGUGGUAGGCGCCAGCUUCUCGGAUCCAGUCAAACAAGACACUGAAGCUGCUCUGAGAAACGAAGCCGAAAGGCAAAAAAAUGCCGUGCUGGACAACCAAACCAAGCCUCCUCCAUACACAAGGGGCCGCAUCAAAAAUGAACGCCGAUUUACUCUUACCGACAAGAAACGAACCCUGUCCGAUGGCGACAGCCAAACUGAGGCCCUCAAGGCAGGCUCUGGAGUUUCGGCCACCAAGGCUGACUUGAAGCGCAAAAUCGAUUCCAGCAGUGGCAAAAGUCGCAAAAGAAUAAGAUCUUCGGAAGAGGAGAAGGAGCCGGAGAUGACUCUUCCAAAGACUGAGCCGGAUUCAGCUUCCCCAAGCGAGAAAAGUACUGAUACCAGUCGCACAAAUGCCGAUGAUACACUCAGCUCUGUAACUACUGAAAUGAGUACGGAUCUAUCUUUCCUAAGCGAGAACAGUAGUCUGUUGGAUGUGUCACCUAUUCCAACCGCUAGUGAGGGCACAUCUCUUGCUUCGCCAGUUGUUGAAAAAGAGUUUGCUGAUCUGCUCUGGCUUGACUCGUAUAUGAAGGACAUCGAGUCGCCUUUCAACUUGUAG
Messenger RNA from Trichoderma asperellum CBS 433.97, 1365 nucleotides. RefSeq lists its product as uncharacterized. Lineage: Eukaryota; Fungi; Ascomycota; Sordariomycetes; Hypocreales; Hypocreaceae. The record is from RefSeq and is a predicted model, not a curated record.